Mizuhopecten yessoensis (Yesso scallop) is the source of this 1353-nucleotide messenger RNA. Its product is annotated as carnosine synthase 1-like. Gene Ontology annotation, molecular function: metal ion binding; ATP binding; carnosine synthase activity. The transcript has 2 exons. Gene Ontology annotation, biological process: carnosine biosynthetic process. NCBI's taxonomy places the organism in Eukaryota, Metazoa, Mollusca, Bivalvia, Pectinida, Pectinidae. The record is from RefSeq and is a predicted model, not a curated record. Bases 1 to 1353 code for a protein of 450 amino acids.
AUGAAUCCGUUAGAUAAAAAUAGUUUGUCCGAGUCAGAGAGAGAUGUGUUGGACGGUAAAACCAUACUGGUUUUAGGAGAUGACCAAAUAAAUUGCAAAUGGAUUCGGACUACAUUGAUGAAUUAUGGAAUCAAGAUCAUCCUUGUUGACCACAAACCGUGUAUUUUUCCACCAGAAGAUGUAUACAAAUACAUCCAGUAUGAUUUUACUGAUCACAGACAGGACGAAAUCCACGCCGUUAGAAUAAUUGAGAAAUUGGCAGCUGAUAAUUUCUCAAUAGAUGGGUGUUGUACAUUCACAGAUGCAUGUGGGGUACUUGCUGCUUAUUUAAGUGAGAAGUUGGAACUAAUUGGGGGUGCCGGCGUAACGGCAGCAAGCAUUGCCCGGAAUAAAGGUUUAACACAAACUUACCUGCAAGAACAAACUGAAGGCAUUCCUCGUUUCCCUAAAACGUACAAAUUUACUGGCAGGACUGCUUCGUUUGCAUGCGAAAACACGUUGAGGUCCGCAAUGAAUACCAUUGGAUUUCCUGCUGUAUGCAAACCAAACGAAAGUGCACAUGCAAAUGGCGUGAUGUUGAUUCGGAAAGAGGAUGAGGGUCGACAUCUGUACAAGAAACUUGCUACUUUGCUUGAAGAUGGAAAAUCAAUGAUGUUGAUGGAAUAUUUCGAUGGCACUGAACACGACAUCGAGGUUAUUAUUUAUCAAGGAGAGAUAAUUGCCGCCAUUGUUUCAGACAAUGGUCCUACUAGACCUGGAUGUUUUAUUGAAACAUCUAUGUCCAUGCCAUCAUGUCUACCUCCAACAAAAGUGGCAGAGCUCAAGAAAGCAGCAUCCGACUGUUGCAAUGAUAUUGGCCUGCGUAACGGCGUUUUUAACGUAGAAAUGAAGUUGACAUCGACAGGACCCAAGCUGCUCGAAAUCAAUGGACGCAUGGGUGGAGAUUAUGUACGAAAUUGGAUGCAUACCUGUUACGGAGUCGAUCUGCUCUGGUAUGUGAUAGCAAUUGCGGCAGGGAUCCGACCAAAUGUUCCCAAAGAGAAUACAACCGUCCAUAUGAUGGGCAUUACUUGUGCUUUACCUGUGCAUCAGCAUAUUCUGAGUCACACCGAUUUUGGUAUCAAAGUUGCAGAACUCGUUCAAUCCGGUGCAAUUCAGUUUUUUGGCGAGACAAACUGCGGUAGUACAGAAUAUAUAUCCCAAAAGAGCGUUGAAUUUUGUAAUGUUGCAGUGGUGAAACACGACUUGCAAACGGCUAAAUCGGCACUUCUUCACGUCUGUGACCUACUAGGUAUUCACACCGCACUCUUUGAUGUACCGACUUAUCUUUCAGAUUUUGUUCCGCAUCAAUAA